AACAACGCAUACAAGCACGGACACGUUACUUCCCACAAUCCAUCAUCUGCCACAGCAACUCCAUAGUUAUUAUCCCAACGUCAAAGCAAACACUGCAGAGGUAUAAAACCUCCCCGGGGUGAGUUCUGCUUGGUUUGGAGGCUACGAGACCUAUAAAGGAUGAAGAUUUCUCUUCUUGUCGUGCUCGUCGUAGCCCUGUGCACAGAUUUUGCUUUCUCCUUGAAAUGCUUCACCUGCAAAGAUGCAACUUCCAACAUCCAGUGCUUCAGUAUGACCACAUGUGCUGACCAUGAGAAGUUCUGUCUCACAAGCUAUUCCACCACAGGAUAUGGCAAAGACCUCAAACACGUCAUUAACAAGAAAUGCUCUACGUAUUGCCCAGAAGUUAACCUGAACAUUGGCAUAGCUUCAAUUGCCACCAGCUGCUGUGAUAGCCACUUGUGCAACAUCAGUGGUGCCAGCAGUGUGAAAACCAGUUACACCAUGAUAGCUCUGGCUGUCUUGGCCAGUCUCACCUGCAUCUUCCGAAUGGGUUUCUAAAGAGUGUCAGGCAGGAAGGAAGGAGCUGCCUGACUUUGCAUUGCAAGGGAUCAAACUCUCCUCUGCACAGGCUGACUGCCACCCUGUUUCUCCUGCCUUGGCAGGUCACCUCCCAUCAGCAAAUAUUUUUGCUCUGUCCAUGCUGAAGAGCACAGGCCUACCUCAAGAGGGUUUUUGGAAGAGAAAGGUAUGAAAGUCAUAUUAAAACUGGCCUAAAUAACUCCAUGCACUUUUGUCCCCCUUAAUAUAAUCACUGUAAUCUUCCUCUUCAUA
Molecule: messenger RNA, 813 nt
Organism: Pogoniulus pusillus (Red-fronted tinkerbird)
Lineage: Eukaryota; Metazoa; Chordata; Aves; Piciformes; Lybiidae
Product: lymphocyte antigen 6E-like
Exons: 3
Coding region: 160-540 (126 amino acids)
Cellular component (GO): plasma membrane
Molecular function (GO): acetylcholine receptor inhibitor activity
Source: RefSeq, a predicted model, not a curated record